AUGCGACUUCAACAGUUCUUUUUUGUAUUUUUAAUUUUUAUGAUGAGUCUUCUUAUCAACGGGCAGAGACCAGCUAAUUUGGCAAUGAGAAGAAAAUUGUACAGACACAACUGCGUUCAGAGGAGAUGCAUGCCUCUCCACUCACGAGUGCCCUUCCCCUGAGAUCUUCUCUAGUGAACUUCACCUUGUCUGCCAGAAGAAGAAAAGAAGUGAAGAAAAGAUACCCAUACACAUAAUAGUGUGAUUGCUUAGAAGUUCCUGUAAGAAAGGAAUCAUUUGAAAGCAUCUGGGAUCGUUUAUUAGUUUCACAGGAUUCUCUUCUUCUUGUUUUCUCUUUAGAGAGAAAAUAUCAUAAAUUCAAAAGCAAUUCCAGUCUGAAGCACAAUUAUUUGCCUGCAUGACAAAAAUCUCUCAUCUUUUUCUGCACGUUACUAUUUUUACAUGGGUUAAAAAGAAAAAUACUUUUUAAUGUUUUAGAACUCUCUAAUUG
Messenger RNA from Ceratotherium simum simum (southern white rhinoceros), 490 nucleotides. It is a transcript of the gene APELA, whose product is annotated as apelin receptor early endogenous ligand. Gene Ontology annotation, biological process: apelin receptor signaling pathway; heart development. Gene Ontology annotation, molecular function: apelin receptor binding. Lineage: Eukaryota; Metazoa; Chordata; Mammalia; Perissodactyla; Rhinocerotidae. The record is from RefSeq and is a predicted model, not a curated record.